This is a messenger RNA of Annulohypoxylon maeteangense, 2189 nucleotides long. RefSeq names its product adenylate cyclase associated N terminal-domain-containing protein. NCBI's taxonomy places the organism in Eukaryota, Fungi, Ascomycota, Sordariomycetes, Xylariales, Hypoxylaceae. Gene Ontology annotation, cellular component: cytoplasm. The record is from RefSeq and is a predicted model, not a curated record. The transcript has 4 exons. Bases 282 to 1868 code for a protein of 528 amino acids. Gene Ontology annotation, molecular function: actin binding; adenylate cyclase binding. Gene Ontology annotation, biological process: regulation of adenylate cyclase activity; cytoskeleton organization.
CCUACGUUGUACAUCAAUUUCCUGGCCUCAUCGUCUAUCCCAUCGUACAUCGUUGCCUCGCCGUCAUAGUAAUUCUCAUCUGCGCUAAUGCCUACUUAACUAGGCAUCGACAUUUAUAAACUUAUAAGUUACCAAUAGUAGACGAGGUUUUGUGUGUUCUUGUUCAACUCGAACCAGAACUUAUAUUUCUACGUUGGGUCUUGAUUCGUUUUCCCCCUAAUCGAAGCUCCAAAUAUCGUCAAACCUGAACUUUCAAGAAGACCCAAAUUACAACUGCCAACAUGGCGCAAAAUAACAUGCAUAAUUUAGUAACACUAAUCAAGCGGCUAGAAGCUGCUACAACCCGCCUCGAGGACAUCGCUUCGUCGACAAUAGAGCUGCCCCAAGCUGUCCCCGCCCUUACGGCUACAGUUGCAACACCGUCUAGCCUUGCGAGUCCUAUACCACACGCCGCUUUACCUCCCCCGCCUGCGUUGAAGGAGGUACCCGAGGAACAUCUACCGGAGUCUAUCGAGGAGUUCGAUAACUUUAUCAGCCAGUCGGUCGAAAAAUAUGUGGCAAUUAGUAACAAAUUGGGCGGGUUUAUCGCCGAACAAGCUUCUAAGGUCCUGGGGGGGUUCAAACAGCAGCGCCGCUUCUUGUUGAUAUCUACUAGGGCCAAGAAACCUGAUAUAACUGGGCCUGAUAUGGUUAUCUACCAAGAGCUGCUAACGCCCAUUAACCAGGCACUCAUGGACGUCGGUAGCAUUAGGGACUCUAGCCGCGGCUCUCCGUUUUUCACUCACCUGAGUGCCGUAGCUGAGGGUAUUAUGGUCCUGGCUUGGGUUACGGUAGACAAUAGGCCGUUUAAACAUGUCGAGGAGUCACUCGCAUCAGCACAAUUCUUUGGAAACAGAGUACUCAAGGAACAAAAGGACAAAGAUCCUAUCCAAACCGAAUGGAUUCAAUCCUUUUACCAGGUAUUCAAAGACCUUGUCGAAUAUGUCAAGUUGUACUUCCCCAACGGCAUUCCCUGGAAUGCGAAAGGGCAGCCCGCUUCUGAAGUCGCAAAGUCAUUGACGCCCACCCCGUCCGCUGCCGCUGCCGCUCCACCUCCACCUCCCGCCGCGGGUGGUCCUCCGCCUCCGCCGCCUCCUCCGGGUCCACCCCCCGUCUUCCAGAUCAAAGAGCAAGCCGCGCCCUCGAAGCCGGAUGGCAUGGGCGCAGUAUUCAGCGAACUGAACAAGGGCGAGAGCGUAACUAAGGGCCUACGCAAAGUCGACAGAUCAGAGAUGACUCACAAGAACCCAGCGUUGAGGGCAGGGUCCACCGUCUCCGACUCGUCUAGGGGGAAGAGCCCCGCGCCAGGGAAGAAGCCGAAGCCAGAAAGCAUGCGCCUCAAGAAGCCCCCGAAGAAGGAACUUGACGGAAACAAAUGGAUAAUUGAAAACUUUGACAAGCACCCGGAUCCGAUCGAGAUUGAGGCUGAGAUGUCGCAUUCGAUUCUCAUCAGCCGCUGCAACCAGACGACCGUUAUCAUCAAGGGUAAAGCCAACGCUGUUACUAUCGAGAAUACUCAGCGCCUAAGCAUCGUUGUCGACUCUCUCGUCUCCACCGUCGAUGUGGUCAAGUCCUCCAAUUUCGCGCUGCAAGUCUUAGGGACUUUGCCUACCGUCCUACUCGAUCAACUCGACGGCGCCCAAGUCUACCUCAGUAAAGAGAGUAGCUCCACCCGCAUCUUCUCUAGCAAGUCUGCUGGUAUCAAUGUCAACAUCAUCGCAGGCGAUGACGAGGACUAUAAGGAGAUUCCCUUGCCUGGACAGAUUUGCUCAUACUUUGACGAGGCAAAGGGGGAUAUGGUCAAUGAGAUCGUCGACCAUGCCGGCUAAAUUUCCCGAACUAUACUAUUCUUGGAAAUGUAUUAAGUAUGGACCGGGCAUGGUGUAAAUAAAAGGUGGCGGUGGUUGUCAACGUUGGAUUAGGUGUAAGACCAGACGCUACGUGAUGUGAAAUCUCCAAACAAGCAAGACCUUCCGCCUAGAGGGCGAGCGAGUAAGUGUUAAGAAAGCCAGGAUUCCCGGGCAUGCUCGGUUUCCCACGGUCUAUCGCAUUGCCUACCUACUAUCUAGGUAUCUAGCAUUCGUACUAUUCUAAGCAUUUACAACUUUCAUCUUAUCUGUUCAAAUUCUCGCAUAUUCACCAUACCUGCA